This is a messenger RNA of Penicillium antarcticum, 375 nucleotides long. RefSeq lists its product as uncharacterized. NCBI's taxonomy places the organism in Eukaryota, Fungi, Ascomycota, Eurotiomycetes, Eurotiales, Aspergillaceae. The coding region runs from base 1 to 375 and encodes 124 amino acids. The record is from RefSeq and is a predicted model, not a curated record. The transcript has 2 exons.
AUGUAUAAUGCGCUCUCCGGCAUUGGGAGAGGUGGCCAGCUAGACACUACAACCCAAGCCAAGGGCCAUAUUGCCCUGGCCUCUAUCAGCGCAGCAGGAAACAUCUUCAUUGCCCCCAUCGUGAACAAUAUUCUAGGACCGAAGUGGACCAUCUUUAUUGGGGGCAUACCUUAUGUUCUUUAUGCAGGAUCGCUGUUGGCUUACACGCACACCGGCAACCAGGGCUUCGUGAUCGGUGCCAGCGGAAUUCUAGGGAUUGGCGCUUCCCUGCUCUGGAUCUCCCAAGGCUCAAUUAUGACUGGCUAUCCGCUACCCCAGCAGCAGGGAAGAAUGAUCGGUAUUUUUUGGAUCAUCUUCAAAAGAAAAGUUCGUUAA